Messenger RNA from Hermetia illucens (black soldier fly), 1364 nucleotides. RefSeq lists its product as uncharacterized. NCBI's taxonomy places the organism in Eukaryota, Metazoa, Arthropoda, Insecta, Diptera, Stratiomyidae. The transcript is spliced from 6 exons. The record is from RefSeq and is a predicted model, not a curated record. Bases 106 to 1341 code for a protein of 411 amino acids.
AACCAAUGAUUAGUUUCGAUCUUUCUACAGCCGAGGAAAGUUAUUCGGUGUUGGUUAUAUCGUUGAGUUAUAAACGUUGUCCAAUUUUAUAGCGAUACUAACAAAAUGAGCUUCAAUCCGGAUGAACUGGAAGCGCCAAAGUGGGUUAAUUCGAAUUUUCUGAAAGAAGUUCUGGAGUACAAUGGGGAUCUGAAAAACGUGACGAUCAACGACUUCCAUAUCUCUCCAGCUUCAGCUCUUGGCGAUCACUUUGCCAGCAUCAUAUUCCGAGCAAAGAUCAAGUUUUCAACCCAAGAACACUCGAACAAAGAAUGUUCCAUAAUCAUUAAAACUUUACCAAUCGUCGAAGGAUUUAAAAAGGAAAUGUUGGAGAAAUGGGGCGAAGGCCUUUUUGCCACUGAAAUCUUUAUGUAUUCAAAAGUUUUGAGUGAAUGCUCCAAAAUUUUGAAAAAUGCAGGCUACAAUGACAUGUUAGCAGCAAAAAUGAUUUACCAGUCAAUGGAACCACACAAGGUUAUAGUUUUUCAAGACUUGAAGGAGCUCGGAUACUUCAUGCUCCCAAGACCAAUCCCGAACGAAAAUGAUGUUGAGGUACUUUUCUCCAAGCUGGGACAAUAUCAUGCGGCUACAUUCAAGCUAGCCGCAGGGGGUACCAAAGGUCUCAAUCAAAAAGGAGGUCUUUUCAACAUGAACAAAGAGGAUAUGUUAUCUAUGUUUGGAGAGCGAUUUUCGUUAUUUAAGGAAUUAGUGGAAGCAUUGCCCGGUUUUGAGAAAGCUUCAGAAAGACUGACCAAAAUAUCUUUUGAUAAAUUAGCACGAAAAUGCAAGCAGUUAGUCAACGCGCCUGGUUCUUAUGAAGUUCUCAAUCAUGGUGACUAUCACGUCAAAAAUAUGAUGUUUAAAGGCAAAAAUGGAGUUGACGUUUCAGAAGUUGUCCUGGUUGAUUUCCAAGUGUGGCACUGGGGUUCACCAGCCUAUGAUAUUGUCUAUGUAUCAGCUGGUAUCCCACCAAGCAUGCGACCGAAAGCUUGUAAGCAUUAUUUCGAUACAUUCGUCGAUGUCCUGAAGAAGUCUAACUUCGAGGGAUUGUUACCGACAUUCGAACAACUCCAGAAAGAUUUGAAGUCUUAUCGAAGUUUGGAUUUAUUUUUGCUGGCAACAUUCACACCAUUCCUUGGUGCAGAUAAAGAUCAAAAAAAGGACGACUUGGAGACUCUAUUUACCAGCCGAAACCUGUUAAGCGCAUUUUACAAUCAAGCUAAUUAUAUAUCGUAUGUGAAAGAGAUGCUACCAGUAAUGUUACAAGAAGGUGUUCUAGAUGAUCUUGUAAAUUUUGAUUAAAUGGUUCUGCUCUAUUAAUUGAA